Carassius auratus (goldfish) is the source of this 4817-nucleotide messenger RNA. Its product is annotated as WASH complex subunit 2-like. Gene Ontology annotation, cellular component: early endosome; WASH complex. The record is from RefSeq and is a predicted model, not a curated record. The coding region runs from base 172 to 4338 and encodes 1388 amino acids. The transcript has 32 exons. NCBI's taxonomy places the organism in Eukaryota, Metazoa, Chordata, Actinopteri, Cypriniformes, Cyprinidae. Gene Ontology annotation, biological process: protein localization to endosome; retrograde transport, endosome to Golgi. Gene Ontology annotation, molecular function: phosphatidylinositol phosphate binding; retromer complex binding.
UCAGCUGAUUCUCUACAGACGGAACAUGGCCGACCUCUCAAAACACUGAGCUGAUGAUGGGACGAAUGACAGCCGAAAGCUGUCCUUGAAGACCAUCACUGCUGGAUUAGUGAUAUUUUGAUGUGAAGGAAAACAUUACAGAGGGUGUUUGAUCCCAGGACAUAUGUAAGCAUGUCUAAUUUGAUGGAGAAUGGCCCCAGUAAUCAUAAUGGGGAGGCCGAGCAGGUGUGGGAGAGACCCUGGACACUGGCAGAGAUGCAGAAGUCCAGCACAAACUGGUCCCUGGCAGCAGAUUCAGGGUUGUUUCUUUUCCUGCAAGACUUCUCUCAAAGGAUGUUGUCCAAGACCCAUGAGAUUGAGAAGCAGUUGGAUGGUCUUAUCCGGGACACUAAAGCCACAGACAGUCGCCUACACACAGUGUUUAACGACUUCCUCAUGCUGUCCAACACACAGUUCAUUGAAAACAGGGUUUAUGACGAAGAGGUGGAAGACCCUGCACCAAAGCCAGAAACCACGGAGAAACAGCCUGAACAGGAGAAGUCAAGGGAACAGAAGGAAGCAGAACUUAUUCCCAAAAUCCAAGAAGCUGUCAACUAUGGUCUGAAGGUCCUGGAAUCUGCUUUCGAACAGCUGGACAUUAAAGCCGGAAACUCGGACUCUGAGGAUGAGGAGACUCUGGAAAAAGUCGAGCCUAUUUUGGAAGCGAAGGACCUGUAUGUGGACAGGCCUUUGCCGUACUUGAUUGGUUCCCAAGCAUUUAUGGAUGAGGAUGAUGUUGGCCUGGGCGAUCUGUCCAGUGAUGAAAUGUCUAUUGGGAGCGACAGAGACAGCGUCAUUGAGAGUGAUGUUGAAGAAGGCGAUGAGCAGUCGGAUGAAUACUCUGACCAGGAUGAGGAAGUCCAUGACAACUUUAAGAAAAAGCCGUCUGUUGCUUAUGAUGACAACGAGGAAGAGAAUGAAGAUGAAGAUUCGGACAUAUUUGGAGGGUCUGAUAAGGAUGAAGACGAGCUCAGAAAGGACACUGGUCUGCCAUCCUUUGCUGAUGAACUAGCAGCCAGAAUCAAGGGAGAGACUCCGAAUAAGCCAGAAGCAGAUCGCGCAUCAUUGUCUUCAGGCCCAUCCAUCACUCAGAAGAAGAGUAAAACAAAGCCAAAACCUCAGGUGGAGGAUGAUCAGGAUGAGAUGUUCAAACCACCAAAAAUGGAAGAUGAGGAUUAUUCUCCAUUCGGUGGAAAGGGUGGACUUUUUAGUGGAGGAAAAGGCCUGUUUGAUGAUGAUGAUGAGGGAGAUCUGUUUUCUGAUGCACCCAAAACCGAGCCGAUGGAAAAGACUGUAACCCAGUCAACAGAGCCUUUUAAAAUUAAGAAAAUACCCGCUGGCGCUGUCUCCAUCUUUCCUGAAAACAAACUUUUUGGCUUCCCAAAUGAUUCAGACUCACUAGAGAGUAAAACCAGCAAGAGUCCGGUGAAGCCCAAAGUGCAGGCAGCUCCAAAACGUGCCUCGGUGGGGGGAGGGCUGUUUGAUGAUGAAGACGACGAUGAUGAUUUCUUCAGUGGGAAGCCACUUCACAAAUCCACCCCUGGACAAGAGAAGCAAAUGCCAAAGAAGCCAGUAGACCUGUUUGGAGAAGCUGAUGAGGAUGAUGAUGACGGCGAUGGAGGCGGAGCUAUGUUCAGCGAGAAAGCCAGUGCAGCUCUUUCCCAACAAGACAAAAGAGCUGAGGGAGAAGAGGAGACACGUCCUCCAGAGAAAAAGCUUCCUGUUGGUGCCAUUUCAGUGUUUGGGCCUGGCACUAAAAAUAUACUGGAGGGUCUGAAGAAACGCCGGCCUUCCACCAGUGAAGAAUCUGCCCAGUCUGAAGAGAGUGGACCUCCGUCUGAAGCAGUCAAACCUUCACCUGCUCUGGGAGCAUCACAGAAAACACACAGCAAGAGUCUGUUCUCAGACGAUGAAGACUCACAACUAUUUGCAAGUGAAACUACAAGUAAAUCAAAGCCUACAACUCCGAACAAACCCAGUAAAGCUCCGCUCUCAAUAUUUGAUGAUGAAGAAGAAGAAGAGGAUCUUUUUUCAUCAACACCAAAGCCCAAGUCAGUUCAGGUCAAAAAAACAUCUCUACAACCCAAGAAACCUGUAUCCAGUUCACUCUUCAGCGAUGAUGAGGAUCAGUGGAUGAGCUCUAAACCCAGUAGAGAGAACCCGGAAGUGAAGCCCAGUGGAAUGAAGUCGAGUGUUAGCGCCCCCUCCAGGCUACCCAGUGUCAAAACACCACAGAAAGAUGGCCUGUUUGAUGAUGAUGAUGAUUUGUUUUCAGCCAAAUAUGAGUCAAGCAAGAAGUCAUCUCAGAGAGUAUCUUUGCUGUUUGAGGAUGAAGAUGAUGAUGAUGAGGACAAAGAACCUCUUUUUGGCUUCAAAACACCUGCAAAUAAAACUCCUUCUGAAGCGAAGCGUUCCGGUGCUCCCUCUCAGAUUGAAUCUACGGAGGAGGAGAAUGUGCCUAAUGUAGCAAAAAACAAGAUAGCGGAGGAGAAGAAGCCUGUGGAGAAGAAGCCUGUGGAAUCCACUCCAUCCUCUGAGGACAGCACCGAGAUUAAGAAGAAGCCAGUAGGAGCAGUCAGCCUUUUUGGUGGAAUCGAUGUAUUAGCAGACAAGCAAGACACAAGUAAAAAACAGACUAAUAAUCAAGAAGAGAUUGCUGAUAGUGACGAGCUGCUAAAGGAGGGACCUCCACCCAUGGAGAGUAAGGGGACCAAGGCCAAGAAAACAGCACUGAGUCUUUUUGAUGAUGAAGAUGACGAUGAUGACGAUGGCGAUAUGAACAGUGAUUUAAUAAUUCCUGCACCUAAAACAUCCAAAUCAAUAGAAAAGAAUGCACUAAAGGAUCAUGGAAUGAAGAGCACAGGUGUGUUCCAAGACGAGGAACUGCUUUUCAGUCACACGCAACAGAGAGACAACGAUCCCGAUGUAGACCUUUUUGCCACAUCUCCUAAACCGGCUGUGGCGUCUCAGAGCUCUGUAAAACCUGUUGUCCCCUCACUGUUCAGGGAUGAUGAUGACGAUGACCUCUUCAGUUCAGCAAAGCCUAAAGCUCCUCCGAAAGUACCUGAGAAGCCCAGCAAGCCUAAAACAAAUGAAACGGACAAAUCAACACCGACUCCAAGCAAGGAGCCUACAAGUCUUCCGAAAUCUAAAAAAACCUCCUCAAGGAUUGGAGAUCUUCAAGCUAGCUUAGCUGUCAACCCUGCCAGCCUUCUGCCAGGCGCGGUGCCACGGAUUCCAGGAGCCGUCAGCGUGAUCCCUGGCCUGGCACCUGCCUCCUUCCCUGCAGCUGCCAAGCCGCUGCCAGCUCGAGAUACGACCCCUGGUCAUCGGCCCUCCAGUGAGGGAGGGGUGAGCUUUGACUCGCCCGCUCAGGUCAGCACGCUACAGAAUGCUAACAAGGGUCGGGCUAAAGGCGCAGUGCGACGGCGGCCACAGACAAGGGCAGCAAGACAUCUUGCAGCACAGGACUCUGAGGAAGCUGUUGGGGAAAGCACCUCUAUCCAAGCUGAUGAAGCAGUUAUGGCUGCUUCUGUCUCGACCUUUAACCCUGUUUCAGUGCGACCCUCAGCGCUCACUAUACCUGUCAGCACCCCUCCUCCUGCCAAGACCCCCGAUGAAGCCGUCAGGCCAAAGAGAUUUCUGAAUUCUGGAGAUGAUCUGUUUGAUUCAGAUGAUCUCUUUGCCACAAAGCCUGUUCCCUCCUCAAAACACAAAGCAAAGACCCCUGAGGAAGGCCGUAAGAAAGCCUCCAAAACCGAGGCCAUCAUAGCCUCAAAGAAAGACCAGGCCUCGUCUAUUUUUGACAGCCAUGAGGAUGAUCUCUUUGCCAAAGUGAAACAGAAGCCUCUCCAGAAAGCUAAAGAAAUUUCCUUCCUAGAUGAUGAUGAUGAUGAUAUUUUUGGAGCAGGAAGUAGUAAAAGUGCAGAUCGUAAAAACUCCAACGCACAGGCCAGCUCUGCAAAACCAGAUGUUUUCAAGGAUGACGUGAAAGAACCUCCCAAGGCCCAGAAGAAGCCCAAGGAAGUGUCUUUGGAUGCAAGCUUGUUUGAUGAUGAUGUUGAUAUUUUUGCUGAUUCGAAAAGCACCAAGCCACAGAAGAAAGCUAAGAAGAAAUUGGAGGCAAAAUCUAUAUUCGAUGAUGACAUGGAUGAUAUCUUUUCGACUGGGACUACGAAACCAGCGGUGAAGCCGUCCUCUAAGUCGAAGAAGACCCAGCCUGCUCAGGAUCCCAUCUCAACCUUGGAAACGGGGAACAGUAUUUUCGAUGAUCCCCUGAACGCAUUUGGGGGAAACUGAGCCUUCUAAUUAACAGCUGUUUGUUUAACUCUGUAGCGAUAUUCAUGGCCUAAAUGUAGGUAGAUGUAUUACUGUUUCUUACUAAUUUAAACUCUAAUAGGUCACUUAAAAAAAAAAGAAAGAAAAAAAAGGAAAACAAGAUCGUAAAUCUAUGUACAUCUAAUGCUAUCUGUGAAGUCAUCUGAUUGGUAAAUGAUGUAGCGGUCAUCAAAUGGUAUUGGCAUUUGCAAUGUUUUAUGUGUCUUUUAUUAGCACUUUAAACAUGGGAUUGACUGGUAAUGUGUAAAAGAGGAGUUUAGACAUUCCUCUGACAUUGUCAACUGUAAGGUUUCAUUUUCUAGUGCUGUGCCAUUAUCUCUUAACAUGUACGCACACGUAAGUGCUUUUGUUGGUGAUGUUUUUAUAACUCGAGCUGAAGUUUUCUCGUGUUGCAUGUGAAAUGAUUUUUGGAAAAAAGAAAAUAUAUUUUAUGAAACGUA